GCGGAACAGCGGCUUUUCUUCGAACUACAUAAACCGUGUACAUAGCCGAAUGAAUAAUAAAUAGAUUCUAACCUCGACAUUUCGGCAAAGUGUUCUAAAUAGUAUUAAUUUUAAAUGGCAUCAAAAUUAUUGAAGACCCUAGGAGCAUACAGGCGCCACACUGCAUUUGACAAAGGUAUUGCCACCAGGUUGCCAGAGGCCUACAGGAAAUUCUACAAAGAAUGGAAAUUAGAUGAGCCUGCAGCAGUGCAUUUUAUACCUGAAGAAGGCAAAUGGAAGCGGGAUGAAGUCACUAAUGAAGUAUAUCCAAUCCAAAAUAUCCCUCUGCCACUGAGAUUCCCAGAUGAGUAUGAUAAUCAACUUUGGGGUGGUGAGGCUGUUGUGCAGGGUUUUCAACACCGCUCAAGAAACUCACGCCGAGUGCCGCAUUUUUGGGUGCCACAAUUGCACAGAUCAGUGGUAUACAGUGAGGUUCUCAACAAGCACAUGUCAGUUAUAAUGACUGACAGAGCUCUUCAAUUGAUCAAUGCAAAUUAUGGAUUUGAUCAUUAUUUACUAAAGACUCCAGCUUGUGAUUUAAAGGCAUUACUGCCACUAAAACUAAAGAGGAAGAUUUUACAAGAGUUGCAGAAUGGGUGCCCUGCUUAUAAUGAUGAUAAACAAAAGCAGAAUGAUGUUCUUGAUAGAUAUAAACAAUAUUUAUCAGCUUACACACCUGAGGAAAUAGAUUGGUACGGUUACUCCUUGAGGGACGCCUGCACAAGACUUCAAGUACAACUCGACGCUGAAAACCAACCAGUUGCCUUGAAACAAGUUUAUCGAGCAAAACUCAUUGAGGAACUAAAACAAGCUCAACUUUCCGCCAAAGACGCAGAAGUGAUGGCCAGCGAAACAGCAUCAUCUAAUACCUGGAUGGAAAAAAUGAAUCCUUUCAGUAAAAAACGUGAAACAUAGUCGUUCUAUUAAUUUUGAGUGUUAGAAUAAAAAUUACUGACAAUUA
Dalotia coriaria is the source of this 1000-nucleotide messenger RNA. RefSeq names its product mitochondrial ribosomal protein L28 (gene mRpL28). Gene Ontology annotation, molecular function: structural constituent of ribosome. The transcript is spliced from 5 exons. NCBI's taxonomy places the organism in Eukaryota, Metazoa, Arthropoda, Insecta, Coleoptera, Staphylinidae. Bases 115 to 954 code for a protein of 279 amino acids. Gene Ontology annotation, cellular component: mitochondrial large ribosomal subunit. The record is from RefSeq and is a predicted model, not a curated record.